AUGAGUAUCAACGAGUGUCCCCUACUGCACAUUGAACUACUCAACCCCACUCAACCAGCUCCAUCUCCGGGUGAGUUGGAGACCUUCCCUCACAUCACAUUAAGUACCGAUAGUAUUGUGCACUUCGAGAAGCGCUCCAGAACUCCCCGACGAAGUGGUGCUCGCAGUGGUGCUCGGCUCUCCCGUUUCCGUACCCAACCAAUCACAAUUGCCGAGAUCUCCGAAAUCGAUGGGAAGGCAGAUGAGGAGAAGGUGAAGGCCUCCGAGGGAACAACCGCUGCAAAAAUGCUCUGCGGCAACUUUUCUGCUGAUGAAUGGUCGAUGUGGCACGGAGACACCGUCGUCAUCAUGAGCAAGGUCGAUCAAAUUGCCACAAACAAGUGGAAAUGGCAUCAACCAUCCGACCUAUCCCCUUUUUUGAAUCAGCACUACAAACGGUGGGCAAGCACGCCUCCAUUCUGGCGCCUCUAUCUCGUAGCUGCUCAAACUCAAAGCGAGCUCGACGGUGUCUGUGCCUAA
Molecule: messenger RNA, 519 nt
Organism: Echinococcus granulosus
Lineage: Eukaryota; Metazoa; Platyhelminthes; Cestoda; Cyclophyllidea; Taeniidae
Exons: 3
Coding region: 1-519 (172 amino acids)
Source: RefSeq, a predicted model, not a curated record